Lethenteron reissneri (Far Eastern brook lamprey) is the source of this 12250-nucleotide messenger RNA. Its product is annotated as A-kinase anchor protein 9-like. Gene Ontology annotation, biological process: signal transduction. Gene Ontology annotation, molecular function: molecular adaptor activity. The record is from RefSeq and is a predicted model, not a curated record. NCBI's taxonomy places the organism in Eukaryota, Metazoa, Chordata, Hyperoartia, Petromyzontiformes, Petromyzontidae.
GCCAUAGCCUGCAAAGGGGGAGAAGCCGCGCGGAGGAAGUGAACGCGACCGCUCGCGACUCGUUUUACUUCUUCAACUAAUUUAAGUUAUUCUUGCUUGGCAUGCAUCCGUAACGCGGUCUCUCUCUCUAUCGCCGAGCUAUGGAGGAGGAGAAGCGACGCAGGAAGGUUGAAGCGGGAAAGGCGAAGCUUGCUGAGUUCCGACAGCGAAAAGCAAAAGGUGACGUCGCGAAUCCGGAGAAAGAGAAGAAGAAGGGGAAGAGGACGCCUCUCCAUCAACAUGGCCUGUCGACGGAAGAGCACGCAUUGACCGCCGGCGAGAUGGAGGUUGGUGUGGAGACGAUAGUGGAGGCUGGCUUAGGUGAACAAAUCCCCUCUGUGGAUGAUGCUCCUGGAGGCCUGGGCUCUGUUGAGCCUGAGACCACGGAGGACAGGUCCUCGGAGGUCCCAUCUCUGCCCACGGACAGGGACACAGAUGGGCUGAUGGCCCUUGAAAUCACCCAGUUUGAAGCCGCAAUCCAGCAGAGGGACGAGAUCAUCACGCAGCUGAGUGCCAACCUGCAGCAGGCGCUCAGCAGCCGGGAUGGGGUGCAGCAGGAGACGCAGCACCUUACUACCCACAUCCAGAGUCUUCAGCAGCAGCUGCAGCAGGCCAGUGAGAUGCUGAGGAGCACGCGGCAGUGGACACAGACCCAGGAACUGGUGCAGGCACAGCAGCAGUUGUCCACGUGCCAGAACCUGCUGUGCGAGAAGACUUCCGAGCUGAAUCGCCUGCGCUCCCGGCUCGAGCUGGCGCAUGCAACUCGGCAGCCGGGAGCCGAAGGAAGUCUGGGAACUCGGCCGGAUGGGCUGGCCCAGGAGGGGGCCGCAGAUCACGAGGAGCACACUCUCAUCCUUCAGAAGGAAUUACAAGAAUCCAAAACCAUCGCCAGCCAGCUUGAGGCCACGAUCUCUCAAAAGGAGGCCAUCAUCCUGACGCUUCAACAGACUUUACCCAGCAAGGACAAGGCCCCUACAAGCACGUCCACCAGUCCCACUGGGACAGAAAGAGCUGCUUUUUGCGAGCUGACAGAGAAGGUAGGAGAAGCGGAACGCACCGUGACCGAGUUGCAACGAGAAGUUUCAUCCAAGGACUUGGCCUUGGAGGAUCUAAGGAUGCGACUGUCGGCUUCCGCAGAGAAAGAGCAGCAGCUUUCCAGAGAGAACGUCAAGCUUUUCAACGAUCUUGAUAAUUUGGCCAAGAAGCAAGGACACCUCGAUGGAAACCUCACAGAAGUGGCAGAAUCAAACUGGGAAAGAAGAGAGGGAGAACUUAGGACGGCGCUCGGUGAAGAGCGCGAUCAGCAGGUCGCCGCCCUUCGUUCGGAAAUGCAGCGAGAGGUCGAGAGGCUUCAGGCAGUCAUCGAAGACCUCACGGAGAGCAACAGGAGAUCGCACGAGAGUUUACUGCUGCUGGAGGAAUCCAACGGCCAACUCAACACAUCGCUGAGAGAUUCGCAAGCGCAGCUCGCGAGUGGGCAGGAGCAGCUGUCGUCAGUGUUGAGCGAGAGCACAGAGAUGGAUGCCAGGUAUGGGCGGGAGCUGGAGAACUUUCGCGUCAAACUUGAGAUGUUGGAGAACGAGCGGACAGAGGCUCGGGCUCGCGUAGCCGAACUGGAGGAGCUCAAUGCAGAGCUGUCUUUCGGCCGGGAGGAAGCUCAGAGGGCACUCGAGCAAAUCCGCGAGCAGCAGGAAAAGGACACGGAAGGCUUGCGGGUAGCUCUGGGACUGGAGUAUAAAGGGAGCAUUGACAAACUGACGGCCGACAUUGAGAACCUCACCGUGGCCUUGUCGCAGAGUGCGGAGGAGUUGCGAAGCACGAAGGAAACGUUACAGCGGCAGUAUAUUGAAGAGAUGAAGGGUCUCAAAGAGUCGCUGAGGCAGGAACACAAAGAAAAUGUCAACAAGCUUCUUGCGGACAACGAGAAGCUGACCGCGGAGCUGUCCCUCGGUAAAGAGGUGGUGAAGAGCGAGCUGGGCAAUGUGCCCACAGACGAGAAUGACCCUCUGGGCAUUCGGGACAAGUGCAACAGAGAAGUAGAGAAUGAGAAAGAUGCUGACGUCCAGGAGUACAAAGAAAACCUAGAGAAGCUUGAGGCAGAGCUAGAAAAGCUUAGAGGAGACUUGGUGCACAAUACACGGGAGGCACAAAGCGCUCUUGAGGAACAACGGCAGCAGCACAUCGCCGAGGUGGAGAGCUUGAAAGACACUCUCGGGCAGCAACACAAAGGAAGCCUGGACAAGCUGCUUGCGGACAUUCAGAAUCUCACCGUGAUGUUAUCUCAGCAUGAGCAGGAGGCACAGAGCACUCUAGAAAAACAGCAGCAGCAGCACCUCAUUGACAAAGAGGCUCAGAAAGCCACCCUAGAUCAAGAGCACAAGGGAAAUAUCGACAAAUUGUUGGGGGACCUGAAGAGGCUCAAAGAGGAGCUGCUGAACAAUAAGGAAGAGGCACAGUGCUCGCUCGAGAAGAUGAAGCAGCAGCACAGCAUUGAGAUGGAAGGUCUCAAAGAAACUCUAAGGCAGGAAAAUCGGGUCACCAUGGACAAAUUGCAGGCAGAGGUGGAGAAGCUCAACAAUGAACGGUCUCAGAGUCGACAGGAAGCGGACAGCAGAUACGAACAGAUGCAGCAGGACUACAGCAGGCAGGUGGAGCAGCUCAAAGAGCAGCGCAUGGGGGUGCAGGACGAUGCAUGCAGACUGGAGCAGCUACUUCAGCAUCACCGUGAAGAGGUGGAGGCACUCAAGGAAGCCUUGCGUCUGGAGCACAAGGGGGCCGUGGACAAGCUGCUCAACGACACAGAGACACUGAACGCGGAGUUGUCGCUGAGUCGGCAGGGGGCGCGGGAGGCGCAAGAGCAGCUUCAGCAGCAGCAAAGUCUACACACGGAGGAAGUGCAGAGCAUUUGUGAGCAGCACAUCAAAGAGCUGGAGACUCUGAAGGAGACCACAGGCCAGGAGCACGCAAUAAAGGUGGACAAGUUGACGGCUGACAUUGAGAAACUCGGCGCAGAGCUUUCUCUGCGUAGAGAGGAAGAGCAGCAUGCAACGGUUGAGCUCCAGGAGCAGCAUGCGAGAGAGCUGGAGCGGCUGAAGGAGUCGCUCGCUCAGGAGCACAAACUAAACACCGACAAGCUGCUGGCUGAGCUGGAGAAGAUCCAUGGGCUCACUCUGAAGGACUCGCAGGAGAAGCAGAAGGACAUAGACGACCUAGCCAAGCAGCUGGAGGAGAAGCACAGGUUAAGCUUGGAGUUGGCGUUGAAAGGUGCAGAGAAUCAAAGUAAGGUAGCUAAUGAGGAAUCCAAGGCAGAGUUGGAGAGCAAGCAUGCGGAGGAGUUGGCAGCGCUCAAAGAAGACUUCAGAGAAAAAGUGGAAAAACUGAUUCAAGAAAAUAAAUCCUUUGAACUGGAGCAACUUGAGACUGAAGAGGGCAUCAGUGGAAUUCUCCGUGAACUGGAGUACUGCGCAACCUUCCAAGAAACACUGGAAAUAUCUGGCAGCACAUGUGACAAUGUGGAAGCCUCUGGACCCGCACUUGUCCCGUCAAACCCAAGUGGCAAGGCUGUCGCAAACCCGCAAGAGUCGCCCCCUAAACCCGACGAUGACACGGCCUCCCAAAAGCAGGGUCGGCAACUGAAGCAGCUGCUCUGUGCUUUGAGCCGGCAGUGCAUUGCUAUGAAAGGGCGAGUGCAGGCGCACGUGCUCGAGAAGAAUCUACGUGAACCGGCGGCACAGUACCAAUGUGAAUCGGAGCCAGCCCCGGAUGCUUCACCCCACAGUGUAGUUGAUGGAGGAGGCACCGCGGGUGCAAAAUCGAGCGGCGGAGGUGAUCAGACGCAAGGUCAAAGUGCAACAACCAUAAGCACAGCUGUUCCUUCCGCGGACGAAUUCAACGCGUUGCUGCAAGAAAAGGCGGCUUUAGAAGAGAGGGUGGGCGAUCUGCGUAAGACGUGUGACCUUCAGCAGGAAGAGAUGGCGUCUCUUAAAGCUCAAGCGGCAAGUGACGACGAGGUGGCGGAGGAGGAGAAGGAGGUGGUGGUGCGUAAGGGGCGCGGAGGGGUGGCGCACUUGAACGUUGGAUCUCAGGGGGACGUCCAGACGAGACUCGUGGAGGAGCUGGACCUGCCCGGGGCCACUGGACCCUCGCCACAAGCUGCUCUGUCUCACGUGCCACAGCAGCCUUACUUGCUACACAAACUGCAGAAGGGAAAAGAUGAGUGCAGAUUUGAUUUAAAAUCUGUGGAUCCGAGUCCAGCUGAAAUGGCCCAUGGCCUCUCAAACCUCUACAGUCAAGAGACAAAACUGACCACACAGUUUCCAACCUCACUGACUGUCACCGUGGAGUCUCGCACCCCAAAUGAGAGUGAAAAUCCCUUGGAAACAGCUGGUUUCACUGCUGGAGAUAACACAGUUCUACUGGUUGGAAGUUCACAAUUGAGAGGAUAUUGUGAGCAAUAUCCAGAUGAAGGGUCUUCUUCAUACCCAGCCAUCUCAAGUUCUCACCAGUUUGCCGAUGUGUGCGCAUCUCCCAAUGGGCCUUCUGCGCGGGACAUUCAAGCACUUUUUAAUUCUGUUGAUGGUCCAUCACAGCAGCAACAGGAGGAUAAUCCAUCUGGUUUUGAUGUCUCGUUGAAUCACGCUGCUCCGGUUGAUCGACCUGUGGUCAUCUCCAAGUACAAUGUGGUGCCCGGAUGUGAUCCUGAGUCCGAAUCGACCGUCGACCCCUUACGAUCACCUGACAUGGAGUCCUUAGACCGACCUCUCGUCCUCACUCACCCGUCUCGCUCCGAGCCUGACGGAGAUUCAUUAGCUCGUGAUUUUGACCACUGGCGUCCAGAGGAGUUUGCGGAAGGAUUCUCAGAGAUGAUGGUUACUAUUCCUCUGCCGGUGGGACCGCUGGUGCCAUGCGCUGGCGAUUCCGGCAUUGACGUGCACACGUGGUUGUACCGCUGUCGUGGAUCUCGAGGGAGCGGUGGAAGCGGUCGCCACCGACUCACGGCUCAAAUAUCCCUCCCGUCGCCACCCUUCGCGGUGGAGCAGGCGAGCGGCGUGCAGGUGAGCCUGCUGAAAGGGUGGGCCAGCGGCAGCCCUCCCCACCACGGCAUUGAUGACAAGGCCACGACAGCGCCUCCGCCCGCAGAGCAGGAAGCUUGCGAGGAUGGUGUUCAACAGCAACAGCAGCAACAGCAUCAUGGACAAACAGACUCAGAGUCUGAGCAGAAGAGCAAGACACAGCUGGAGAAGCAGGAGGCUGAGCUACAGGAGCAGGCCGGCAGGGUGAUGGUGCAAGUGCAGGUGCAGCAAAAGGGGCAGAAGCAGCAGCAGCAGAGGAAACAUCACCGCAAGCAGCAAAAGAAGCAUCCCGGCAUGGUGCUGGUGCAGCAUAUGAGCGUGGUGCCAGAGGAGGGGCAAGAAGACCAGUUUACCAGUUUGACUAACGACCAUUUAAAGGUCGUCCAGGAAGAUGUGGACCGUCGCGGUGAUGGCACAGAACUGCCUCCAUCCGGAAUUCUCUCCGAGCUUCGGAAGAUUUUGAACGAUGGGGGAGACCACACGUCGGACUGUGCGUGGAGCCGCAGCCUGGGUGAAGUCCUGCGAAGAGCCUUGCAAGAAAUCAAUUCCAGUGCAACCUCCGGGGAAGCUGGGACUAACAGAGCGGCAAAUCUGGACUAUCGUGCGCUCGGACCUCAGAAACCGGUAGCAGCAGAAGGGUGCAGCAAUGCAGCCCAGAGUUGGAAGGGGCAGAUUACAGAGCUCCUCAGGUUGUUGUCGAUGUUGGAAAGCCGCACAAUUCAGAAGUGCGGUGAACAGGAGAACCCUGACGCCAAGUUGUUUAGGUCCCUGGAAGCCGAGCUCCACUCGUUGCAGGUUUUGCUCGACAUAAAGCACACCGAGGUGGAGCUGCUGCAACAGCAGGUUCAAGCUUGGGGCGACCAGCAACACUCGGCCGAGGUGAAGCAAAAAAUGAAAAAAUCCACGUUCACGCACUUCCAGGUGUCUCUCGAAGACCUAAAUGCCUCGGUUAGGGGCGAAGGUGGAAAUGGCGCUCUCCUCAACGGUGAUUCCUUCGCCCUUCAGAAGCAGGUGUUGCAAAAGCAAGACGAGAUAGUGUCCUUGCAGGAAAAAAUCCAGGAGUUACAACCCUUGGGACGUCAAGUGAAGGAGAUGGAAACAAUCUUCCACGGCCUGAAACGCCAGCUCGUGCAAAAAGAGUCUGCGAUCGUGUCACUACAGUCGUUGGUCUGCGAGCUCAGGCUCGGGAGACGGGGACUUGAAGGAGGCUGCAGGGAGGAACCCGAACACGGCGCGCAAGACCCGUCUGACGUCGCGCACAUGACUCUCGCCGCCGGUAAGGAUCCAGAGCUCCAGUGUCUUCAGUCGUGCAUUUCUGAGGUGGACCACCUGAAGGAGCGACUUAACUCCAUGUCACGUGGUGCCGAGACCCUGCGGUCGCAGCUGAGCCAGAAGGAGGUGGAGGCUGAGAAAUUUGAGCUGUGCGUCACAGAGCUCGAGACGCUCAAACAGCAGCUGGAUUAUGUGGCGAGGGACUGCGAUGGACUGAAAGAUCGGCUUGCUGUGAAGAACGUUGAGAUGCAGACGAUGCUGAUUCCACCCGUUCAAGAGGCAGCCGAGGGUCAGCCUGGCGAGGCCAUACGAAGCUACCAAUCCCUUUGUGCACAACUUGAGUGGCAGAACACAGAAAUCCGCUCUCUGCGCGCUCACAUCGUUGAGCUGGAGGUGCUGAGGCACCAGUUCCAUUCGCUCAGGGAAGACUACACGAGUCUCAAGUGGCAGCUCUCGCAGAAGGACGACGAGAUCGACACGAUGGAGUUCCGCAUCCAGGAGCUGCAGUCGGUGUACAGCGGAUUCAUGGACGAGAGCCACGAGCAAGUGGACAGCCUGGGCAGCGGCAAAACAUCGCCCGCUUUGCCCCAACAAACAAGCGCGGCCGCUGACCGGGAACGCGCUCAGAAUUUCGACACCACCACGACAGCUGCCACCGGUGCGUCAAACCCAGAGUCGGAGUGUCGAGGAGCAGAUGCCGCCCACUCUGCGAUGUGGUCACAGACUGACGCCGCCGCCACCGCCGAGGCCGAGGCCUCGUGCCCGAAUGCCGCCGCCACCGCAGCGGCAUUCGGCGAAGACGGCAAAGGCGAGCAGCGUCGGGAGCACGGAGGCCGCACCGCCGUCCAGUGCGGCGCCCAGGCGGACAAAGACGAUGCGAAGCGAUGGGACAUGCCCAGCAGCCAAGCAGCACUGCAGGUUGCAGUGGAUGCCCAGAGGGCUUCCCUGGAGGAGGUGCACGCACUCCGGCUGGCCCUGGCGAUGAAGGAAGAGGAGCUGGAGGCCUUGAGAGUUUGCAUGUCCACACCGCAAGGAGCAGUGGAGCUGGCGGGAGAGAGCGGAUCGCACAGCGAGGAGGAUGCAGCUGAACCUUCACAUGCGGACUCCGACGGAAGGCAACAAACGCAGUUAUCCAAGGUCGCUAAGGACAAAGCCGCUGCGACAAUGUCCAAAAAUCUGCCAUCUCAGCAGUUGCUUUUGGCUGCUCUUGAGGGACCGAUGCCCGAGCCUGACACAGACACCACAGGUGAUACUGUGUGCACAAAGGCUGCCCUAAGUGUUGCAGAUUCUGAACAUCCCAUCCAAGGCCAGCAUCUGCACUUGGAAUCUGUACCCCCGCAAAAGGAUCUGGCAAGAGGCUGGCAGAAAUCUGGACCUUGUCGUGGCAGCUCCCCUUCCCAGGGAACUAUCCCUGGGGAGACGAGGAAGCUUUCCAGAAAAGAGACAAUGAACAAACAAAAGCCCGCAGGCAGGUCCGCGAACGUUAAGAAGGAGCCCGCCUCCCAGACGAAGCCUUCGAGCAGGGCGGCACGAGCCACGCCACCAAUGGCACUGCCAUGCGGAACAUGCACGCAGCUUGAAGCGGAGAGGGACGACCUCGUGGAGGUUCUGAGAAUGGAGAGAGAGGCCUGUCAGCACCUUCGGCAGCGGCUGCAGGUUCUGCAGCAGGAGCGGUCGCGCCCGGCUAUCGGCGGCGACGCGGACGUGGCUGGGAGUGUCCCCUCGCGAGGCGACCGCUCUACGGGCCGAGGAGAUUUGGACGUUGAGCAGAGGACGGGGUCCCCCUGCGAGCUGGUGGAAGGAGCCACGCCAGGUGGCACGGACUGUGGAGAUCAAUCGGAGCACGUGGAGACUCGGCGGGAAGAGCCAGAUGGGCCGAGCCUGCCUGUGAUUGAAGGUUCUGCUUCUGGAGUUGGGACAGAGAUGCAAGCCAGCACUUGUGUCAAGGCUGCAGAAAAACUUUCCCUCCUGAGUGGCUCCCGGACAGAGGAGGGGACGGCUGACACGGAGAUGUCCAAUGGGAACAGGGACAUAGCCGGGCCUAGCGAGGGCUCUGGCUUGGUCGCAUGUGACGGUAGCAGCAGCAGUCGCACAGCUGGCCUCUCCUCCAACAGCACCGAUCUCUCGAGACGCCACGGUCUGCUGCAGUGUGCAUGCAGACGACUGCAGCUGGUGUCAACGACCACAAGAGAUCUGCUGGCCCAGAUCAGCAUCAGGGUUAUCUCUGUGGUUGACUUGACUCGGGAUGAGGAGCUGGCGCAGCUCUUGCGACGUUUGAAGGAGCUCGACGCUGAGAUCGCCCACUCGGAGGCCGAUCUGACAUGGGAUUCGCGACUGGCGAGCGGGGACCCGUUGGGCCGCGUGGCGCGGCAGCUGAGCGAGCUGUACGGCCGCAUGACGGUGCUCUCCGAGGAGAAGGAGGCGCUGAACGCCGUCGUGCUGGACCUGACCCGCUUGCUGCAGCAGCGCGAGCAGACGCCGCCCCCGCGGUUGACGGGCGGUCCCGAGCCGGCGCCCACCUGGAGGAGUGACCGCCAGCUGGUGCCGCCGCCACGCAGGGCCAGCCGCGGCAGCCCGGCCUCAGAGCGAGCGAUGCUCUGCGUGCCCAUCGGAAAGUUCCAGUCGCUGCACCGGCGGUUCACGAGAGCCGAGAGCCAGCGCCGCGCCCUGCUUCACCAGAAGCGCUACCUGCUGCUCGUGCUCGGCUCCUUCGCCGGCACGGAGCAGCCGGCGCUCGCUCUGCUGGCUCGCCCUCGCGUGGAGCUGCUGCUCAUCGCGCGGGAAACGGCCGCCAACGCAGCCACGCGACGGCGCUUCCGCGUCGUGGCCCGGGCUGUCGCCGCCACCUGCAGAUUGAGGAUGCUUCUGCAGAAGCAGCAGCAGCAGCAGCGACAAAGAGGCUGUACAGCACAUGGCUGGAAGGUUGACAUGCCCGUGACGACGUUCAGUACACCGGGCCGACACUACCUGUGGUCAUAGUCUGGAUGAAGUAGAACGUGAACACUUUUGGAACUGCUCACCGUGGUCCUCCCACAGUGCUCCUUGCGCUGACGAGCACAGGAACCCCGACUCCUUCCUGCACGACUUCAUCAACAAGCUGGAGUCCAUCCAGCUGCGCCUGGGGCCCUACUACACAGAGACGUCGUCCUUUUCACGUCUGGCCAAGAAGCCCUGAGCUGCACAUCUCCUUUGUCUUCGGGAGAGAGCGCCUCCAACUCAACUUCCAAUGAACUCUGCUUAACUAAAUAAUACAUUGUUUUAGCUCUCAAUGCCCCAUGUGUCUCGAAAGACCUUGACACCACGGUCAGAAAAUACAUAUUUUAUGAAGAAAUAUAACUUAGUUGUUAUUUGUCUUUGUGUCUGUUUAAUUUAGUUGGAAUGUCACUUGCUGGUCUUUACAAGGUAAUGAUGUUGUUUCAGUGCAAGGUAGUACACUACAAGAAUGAUUAAAUUCAAGAAGAGAUCCCCAGUGCAAGGUAGUGCACUACAAGAAUUAUUAAGUACAAGAAAAGAUCCCCAGUGUUAAGGUAGUGCACUACAAGAAUGAUUAAGUUCAAGAAGAGAUCCCAUCACUGGUGAUAACUCUACCUCUAGCAAUGAACUUUAAUUUAAACCCUCGCACAAGGUGCAACUCUAGUCCUAGCUUAAACCCUAUGACAAACCCUAGUCCAAUAUCGAGCCUUAUAUAUCCAGCCCUUUCUAUUAGCUGAAAUGGGAACAAUUAAUGUGGUCGUGUUUUUUUAACGUAAAAAGGUGGCACGUUAUGUUUUUUCUCUCUGAUGUAUUUAUGUUCAAAGUAUGAGUGAUAGACUUAGUUGAUCAAAUGUAGAAAUACACUUUUUAGAUCUUGUUUUGUAACAGCCUAUUCAGAUCUUGCCGAAGUCGAGAACUUGCACUUUAAUGUGUAACACGAUUGCCGUUCCAGUGGUUGAGGGAUAAUUUUCACGGUCCUUUAUUUCUAUAGUGUAGGGGUUUCUAAAUCCAGGCCUCACGACUUAACACGGUAUACCUUCCCAUGCUUAGCAAUCUCUGUUCAAACACAAAUUAAGUUGUUACCGUCAGCGCACGUGCAUGAUGAUUGCUAAACACGCCUCGCAUUACAUAGGUAAUUGCUGUUUUAGAUUAAGCUUGCUCAGAGAUCACCUGAAACACACACAAGAUCGCUAUCUUAAUUUCAAUUGUCAAUCUGAGAGGAGACGUGUUUAACACCGAUGUGUGUAGCAUUGUAAAUAUUAGUUUGUAUGUUGAGCAGAGAACAUGGAAAUCUAUAUCAUGGUGGGUCAUAAGGACUGUAAUUUGGGGAACGGUGUUUAGAGUGCAGUUAUUUAUUUACUACUUUAUUUAUUAUAGAAUAUUGCUAUUUUCACCCUCCCGCGUUAAGACAGUCUCCUAGUCAAUGUUGAAAUAAAAUGAGGGUUAAUUACUGCAGUAUCUACAGUGUGUAGUACUUGCAUAACUAAUGUUAACCCAUGCAGCAACAAACACUCCUAUAGGCUAAAGUUUCUCAUUCAGAAUCGAUACUUUAUUUCUUUACUAUUUUAUCAAUUAGUCAUCAAUAUUAUUUAGUGUUGCUCUUUAUAUACAAUUUAAUCAAUAAAUGAGCAUCGCUGAAUAUAAAAGCAUUGGCUAUAUCCACACUUGCACGAUAUGCAUUGCAGCUUAUGCAAUGUAAUUAAUGUAACUAAUAUAAUGAAAAUCUCAGGUCGGAAAUGAAAACUAUUUGCACCAACAUGCAAACAUUCCAUAUUUAUAUUAACUUAAUAUACAACUUUAUAUUUUAGCAGAGACUCUUCUGCAACGGUUAUCGGCUACAGUAUUUACAUGUUAUCUCAAAAAUGUUAAAACGAUUGUGCAUGUCGGUCAAAGUAAAUAUAACAUUGAGCCCAUGGCAAUAGGUUUCUCUGAACAUCAAUGAUCCCCUUUAACAUUAGUAAGAGGGGCGGUUGUUGCUUACAGUUAUUUCCACAUUGUCUUAUAGGCUCUGCGAUGUGUUUUUGGGUUGUACUGUGUGUUGUUAGACAUGAUGUCUUGACGUCUACGUCCAGGGAGCUUCUUCAGCAACUCAACAAAACAUUCAGUUUCUCAACAAGCUCCGAGCACAUGCAGAAAAAUGUUGGACAUCAUGCUGAACAACACACGGUAUAACCAGAAAAUGUAUCAGAGGGCUGUACAGCACAACCGACGAAACCCACAUUUGAGUAUCACUUGUUGCCUUCGUUUAAACAAAGCUCACCUCCGUAUUGCAAGUGUGAGAUAUAUAGCUAUGCAACUCCUUCAUGCUACUUUGAGCAAGUGUCAUUUAUGUUGAGGGUAUCGCUCUAAGCCGUCCUGAAAGAAGCAUAACAUCUCAUGUCUACCCAGUGCCUGGGCCAAUUCUCAAGAACACUUGUAGCAAUUUUCAUAAAAUUCCUUAGGUGGAAAUCACUUGAAAAUGUUUGUGUGUGUGUGCAACUGGCAUCUAAUCAGUCUCAGUAAGAUUUGGGUGUGCGGAUGCUGAUUAAAGAGAACAAUUAUGGUCCCCCACGGGUUCUUCCCAGUCCAGCAUUACAAUGCCAGCCAAUCUUAUCCAUUUUCACAUCACACCUUUGUACACUUGAAAAAAAAUCAUAGACCGUUGAAUUGUCAAUGUUGAUACGAUUGUAAUUAUAAUAAAGAGAAUAAAAUAGUUUUAUUAUAAGUCUAUAAAUUAAUCUCGUGUCAAUAUUUCUUGUGUUUACGAGGCUACAAUGAACUUUUUGGAAACUGCGUGUUUGCGAUUCAAAGGGCACAGAAUAUGCUGCCACUGCAGUGUGGUGAAUGUGUUUACGGUGAACUUGUACACCUUAUAAUCUACCCUGUACAUGCAAUAAAAACUAACGUGUUGAGCA